Molecule: messenger RNA, 1563 nt
Organism: Penicillium antarcticum
Lineage: Eukaryota; Fungi; Ascomycota; Eurotiomycetes; Eurotiales; Aspergillaceae
Product: scramblase family protein
Exons: 3
Coding region: 1-1563 (520 amino acids)
Biological process (GO): plasma membrane phospholipid scrambling
Cellular component (GO): plasma membrane
Molecular function (GO): phospholipid scramblase activity
Source: RefSeq, a predicted model, not a curated record
AUGUGGAGCUUAAGACUCCGACCACUGCAGAGGCAGUUGGCUCCAGCUCGCAGCCGAGCUCUUUCGAGCUUCAGAAGCCACGGCAGUCGGCGUGGUCCCCGCAACAGUAUACAAAGACCGGAUCUCAUUCAGGCUGCUAAAAAGGUCGAACCGUCGCCACAACCCGAACAUUCCGCUCCUGAGCCCCAAGAUGCCUACAAUCCUAAUUACGACCCUGCGCAAAACACUUUGCUCUCUCCUGUCUACCUGCCAGAGGACCCUAAAGGUGUGCUCAAAGAGAAUCAUCCGGCAGUGUCAAUAUUGGCAAACUCGGGGGUUGUCGUACAGCGACAACUAGAGAUGAUGAAUGUUAUGAUUGGGUUCGAACAAGCAAACAAGUAUGUCAUCAUGGAUGCGCAGGGAAACCACAUUGGAUAUAUGGCAGAACAAGAGAAAGGACUGGGCAAUGCUAUGGCGCGGCAAUGGUUCCGAACCCAUCGGAGCUUCGUGACCCAUGUGUUUGACCGACAAGAAAAUGAGGUCCUUCGAUUCAACCGCCCUUUCUCCUACAUCAACUCCAAGAUUCAAGUAUACGACCCUCUUGAUAAAACCCUUAAUCCGCCCUCGCCAUCUACUUCUUUGCAAGGCGUGACACCUGGCAUCACAUCUGGUGCACGGGUAUCACCACUUAACUUCAAUGACAUGCGAGUCAUCGGGGAAGCCCAGCAGCAGUGGGCCCCUCUACGACGCAAAUACAAUCUCUUUACCUACCAUCAGUCUCCAAACUCAGCGACAGACAUGGGGACGCAAACAUUUCCCUUAUCUGGGUCUCAACUAUCACAAGGGCAACAAAUGCAGCUUGCGCAAACUUCUAAUCAAGGCCAAGGCGAAUUCAAUCAGUUUGCCUACGUUGACGAACCAUUCCUAUCAUGGGACUUCUCAUUAAAGUCGGCAGAUAACCAGCUGAUUGGUUCAGUCAACCGCGAUUUUGCGGGUUUUGCUCGUGAGUUUUUCACUGACACCGGUGUAUAUGCAUUGCGGAUGGAUUCUGCAGGGCUUGGUGCCCAGGUACCAGCCGGCCACGGCGAUAGAGUCCCCGGCAUGACCCUGGACCAACGUGCUGUCAUGUUAGCCACGGCUGUAAGUGUCGAUUUUGACUACUUCAGCCGCCACAGUGGUGCCGGAGGUUUCGGUUUCAUGCCGCUCUGGUUCCCCGGUAUGGGUGGUGAAGCUGCCGCCGGAGGUGCAGCAGGUGGUGCAGCAGCGGGAGGCGCUGCCGAAGCUGGGGCCGUUGGGGAAGCGGCUGCUGGCACUCUUGGGAGAGCUGGGGCCGCGGGUGGCAUGACGGAUGGUAUGGCUGCGGGCGCCACUGGUGCAGGCGCAAUGGCCGGAUAUGAAGCGAUGCAAAGAGGCCAUGGAGGCGAGCAACAUGCGGCAUCGCCUGGUCAACAGGGAUCGCAGCCAAUGGAUCAGGAGGAUUCACAGGGCUUCUACAAUGAGCCCCAGGAUCCUUGGGGCCAAGAUGACCCGUGGGGCGAUGAAGGAGGUGACGAAGGAGGAGGUGAUGAUUUCGAUUGGUUUUGA